AUGGAUCUGGUGGUGCCGAUGAGAGGUCAGGACUCGGGGUACAUGCAGGAGCUUGUGAACUGGUACAGGUUCGACGAGAUGGGCGACCUGGACAUCCAGGAGCUGGAUGAGCUGAAGGACGAGCUCGUGGCGCUGAACGCGCUGGACUUCAUGGAGGGUGGCAAGGAAGAUGUUGAGGUGGAUCUGGGAGCAGUGGACGUGAUGCAGAUUUUCUCGCCGCCGAGGUUCACGGAGGCGGCGAAGAGACAUGGGCUCAGACCUGGAGUAGCAGUGGAUCUCUCUACGUGCAGGCCGAGCGAUGGAGUCGGCUGGGAUCUACUGCGCAAGGAGGACCAGUCGGAGCUGGGCGAUAUCAUUGAGGGGGACCAGCCCUGGCUGCUCACGGGAAGCCCGAGGUGCGACCCGUUCAGCCAGCUGCAGUACCUGAACAGGACCACGACCGACGAGAAGGGCGUCUACUACGCGCAGGGGCCGAUGUGUCGGUGCGGGCUGCAGUUGCCGGAGAAGUACCGGGACGAGAGUGAUGGCGUCCCCGAGUACGUGCGGAAGGAGAGCGGCUUCGUCACCAACAGUGAGGAGAUCUGGCACGAGCUGAAUGGCAAGUGCUCCAAUCUGGUUGGGGGCGAUCUUCAUCGGCGCACCGAGCUCAAGGGCGGAGUGGCGCACUUUGCGGCGAAGUGCCCUCCGAGGUUCGUCAGUGCUGCGUUGAGGGCGCUUCGGAGGCAGCUGAAGAAGGAUGGGGGGCUCAACGCAGUGGAGGAGAUCGCGGGGCCGGUUCCCGAGAUGCCGACGGAGUACAAGGAGAUGCUCGAGAGUGGUGGAGGCUUCUGGGAUGAUGUCAACGGCGGGUUUCUUCCGACAGAUAAGGUUCUGGCGGCGCGCCAGGGGGGGAUCAGCUGGAUCCACGGCGAAGGGGUCUACGACAUUGUUCCGGAGCAGGAGGCUCGAGACGCAGGAGUACGACCACUUGACGUCCUGUGGGUGGACACGGACAAGUCCAUGGAUCCGAAUGAGCAGAAGAUCAGGUUGGUCUACGUUGAGCUUCCAGCCGAGGAUCGUCCACGCUAUGGCGAGAAGAUGCUGGGGCGAUUGGUGAAGUCGAUGUACGGCACCCAGGAUGCUUCGCAUCUUUGGCAGUUGGACUACGUGGACUUGUGCCCCUCGAGUGAAGGUGGCUUCAAGAGGGGCAAGCACAAUGCAGCCUUGUUUUUCAACCCGGCGGGUGACAUCCGCAUGGCAGUCCAUGGGGGCGACUUCGUAGUGUUGUCGGACGUAGAUGGACUGGAGCACGUCGACAGGCUGUUGUCUCCGAAGUACCCGAGCAAGAUGAUGGGCACCCUGGGCUUCGAUGAGGGCGACUACGAGAGCUUGCAGUUGCUCAACAGGAUCGUGAGGAGAGGCAAGGACACCAGGGGCGAGUACAUCGAGAUCGAGCCCGACCCGAGGCACGCGAAGAUGAUCUUGGCAGAGACUGGUUGCACGGAGGCCACCAAGUCGGUCAGCACGCCGAGGGAGAAGCUCAAGGACACGACGAUUCUCGAGGGGAUCAAGGGCAAGAAGCUGAUCGCGAGUGAGACUACUCGUUACCGGUCGGUGUGCAUGAGGCUAAGCUACUUGGCGCAGGACAGGCUGGACUUGGUGGAGAGUGCGAAGACUUCGGCGCAGCGGAUGGCUGGGCCGACCGAGCAGACCGGGAGCUUCGAUCCGGUACCGAUGCAGGCGCCGGUGAGCAAGAUCGAGGUGUACGUGGACAGUGAUUUCGCAGGAGAUCCCAUCACCAGGAAGUCAACGACAGGACUGGUGGCCAUGGUGGGAUCGCACGUGAUCAAGGGCAGCAGUACACUGCAGAGCCUCACCUCCCUGAGCGUCGGGGAGGCGGAGUUCUACGCGGUGGUCAAUGGAGGUGCGGUUGCGUUGAUGCUGAAGGCCAUCUACGAGGACUUCGGCGACCACAUGGAGGCUCUGGUGCUGAGUGACAGCACCACCGCAGGGAGCCUGGCAGAUCGUCUGGGAGUUGGGCAGAGGACCAAGCACAUCCAGACGAGGUUCCUUUGGGUCCAAGAGCGGGUUCAAGACCGGGACCUGAAGGUGCAGAAGGUUCACACUUCGAAGAACCUGGCGGACUUGGCGACCAAGCCGGUGAGCGGAGUUCUGCUUGACAGACAUGUCAAUCCGCGGGGUUCUUUUCUCAUCGAGGUGACCAGGAUCGCCGCGCUCCACUACCGAGGG
Molecule: messenger RNA, 2229 nt
Organism: Prorocentrum cordatum
Lineage: Eukaryota; Dinophyceae; Prorocentrales; Prorocentraceae
Source: the annotation of a GenBank genome assembly